This is a messenger RNA of Brenthis ino (lesser marbled fritillary), 1434 nucleotides long. The record is from the annotation of a GenBank genome assembly. NCBI's taxonomy places the organism in Eukaryota, Metazoa, Arthropoda, Insecta, Lepidoptera, Nymphalidae.
AUGAUAUCUUUAUUAGUAUUUGCCAGCGUGUUGGCAUUAGCGUGGGCUGAGCCUCGUUUUAUAGAAUCUUCUAUAAAAGUAGAUUUGCAGCCGCCAGAAUCAGUCAGGAACUUGGUUGCCAGAAAUGUAUAUACAUCAUGGAUGACUAUGCCUAUUGACCAUUUUGACCCACAAAAUACGGAUACGUAUCAAAUGAGAUUCAUGUUUAAUGAGGAAUUCUUCGGAGGUCCAGGAUCUCCAAUUUUUAUAUUAGUGGGUGGGGAAUGGGACAUCGUCCCGGGAUGGCUGCAGGGUGGUAACAUGUAUCUCAUGGCGCAAGAAAAUAGAGGCUUUCAGAUAUAUACAGAACACAGAUACUAUGGAGAGAGUUUGCCUUACCGAAAUUUCACAACCGAAAACUUAAGAUUUCUAAACGUCGAUCAAGCUCUGGCUGACCUAGCCCAGUUUAUAAAGGAAAUUAAGAAGAUCGCAAGAUUUGCUGAUAGCAAGAUCAUAUUAUACGGAGGCUCGUAUGCAGCAAAUAUGGUGCUCUGGUUUAAGCAAAGAUACCCGCAUUUAGUUGUGGGAGGAGUCGCUUCCAGUGGUCCCAUAAAAGGAAAAGUUGAUUUUACUGAAUAUCUGGAAGUAGUUCACGAAGCUUUUCUGUCUGAGGGAGGUGAGCAAUGUAUAUCAACUAUAAGGCAAGGUAUCGCGGAGACUAUCGCGGCUCUUUCCUCUGAAGAAGGUCGCUUGUCCAUUCAACAAAUUUAUAGACUAUGCUCACCACUGCGGUACGACAGCGAGUACGACAUGGGCUACUUCUCGGGCCUCAUCAGUUGGACGUUCUCGGGGGCGGUGCAGCAGGCGCGCCCGGGCACGCUCACUGCCAUAUGCGAUAAUUUCGCUACCGACUUUUAUGGAGUGACGCCGAUGCAGAAGAUUGGAGGGUUCAUCGCUUGGCUUCAGAACUUAGGAAAUGACUGCUGGCCGAUGGAAUACGAGAGAUAUAUUCAAAAUUAUCACCGCAAUACCAAUUCUAGAGCAUGGUACUACCAGACGUGUACUGAGUACGGUUUCUACCAGACGGCGCCGCGGUCGGGCACUGUGUUCGACCAGCUCGUGUGGCUCAGUGUGCCCUUCUAUGUGGAUCUUUGCAAGCAGGCCUUUGAUCCUAAAUUCGACGAAGCAUUCGUCCGCGACGCAGUGGAUCGCGUGAACACCGUGUUCGGGGGGCUCCGGCCGGACGUCAACAACACCAUCAACAUCCACGGCACCGUGGACCCUUGGCACGCGCUCGGCGUGCACGACCGCGACCUCAAGCCCUCCUCGCCUACCAUCACUGUUCCUAGGGCGUCUCACUGCUUUGACAUGGGCGGGUGGCGCGUCACCGACACUAUUAGGAUGACGAAUGCACAGCAGUUUGCGAGACGCAUGAUUGCACAGUGGUUGUCGGAA